Messenger RNA from Phycodurus eques (leafy seadragon), 4193 nucleotides. RefSeq names its product neurocan b (gene ncanb). The transcript has 16 exons. Lineage: Eukaryota; Metazoa; Chordata; Actinopteri; Syngnathiformes; Syngnathidae. The record is from RefSeq and is a predicted model, not a curated record. Bases 93 to 3974 code for a protein of 1293 amino acids. Gene Ontology annotation, biological process: cell adhesion. Gene Ontology annotation, molecular function: hyaluronic acid binding; calcium ion binding.
GUCAAGGCGAGCCAAGUUUGACCAGCAAAACAUGUCCGGAGUGAUCUGCACACACUGAUACGUUUAAAAAUCCACAUCUCAGGCUUUGCAGGAUGUGCGACGCGAUGCCUUCGUGUGGACUGCCGAACCUGCUGCCCCUCCUGCUGCUGCUGCUGCUUCACGCUGUCAGCCAGGGCUUAAGCGACGCUGACCCUGUGGUGAGUAUGCAUAAGGCAAACCAUCAGGGCAUAAGUGAGGAACUGUCCAAGACGGUGGUGCUCCCCUGCCUCUUCACGCUGCGCCCCGGGGCUGCUCCAUCCCACGAGCUGCCCCGCAUCAAGUGGACCAAAGUGUGGGGCCAGCGAGGCUCGGACGGCUCGCAGAGGGAGCAGUCUGUCCUCGUGGCCAAAGACAAUGUGGUCAAGGUGAAGAAGGCCUUCCAGGGUCGGGUAUCGCUGCCCGGUUACAGCGAGAACCGAUACAAUGCCAGUCUGGCUCUGAUGGGCUUGCGAUCCAGCGAUUCCGGCCUGUACCGCUGUGAGGUCGUGGUGGGCAUCAACGACGAGCGAGACACGGUCCCACUGGAGGUCACAGGCGUGCUCUUUCAUUACCGCGCUCCCCCCGACCGUUACGCCCUGUCCUUUGCCGACGCCAAAAGGGUGUGUGCUGAGAACUCUGCGACCAUCGCCACGCCGGGUCAGCUGCAAGCCGCCUUUGCUGACGGCUACGAGAACUGUGACGCCGGGUGGCUGUCGGACCAGACCGUACGGUAUCCCAUCCAGUCGCCUCGGCCCGGUUGCUAUGGCGAUCGUGACGACUCACCCGGCAUCCGUAACUAUGGCAAUAGAUUCCCGGACGAGCUGUUUGAUGUCUACUGCUUCGCCAGGCAACUACAAGGGGAAGUGUUUCACUCCACAAUGGAAGAGAAGCUGAAUCUGGCCACGGCCUCCACCCAUUGCCAUUCGCUGGGAGCCCAGCUGGCCACCGUGGGCCAGCUCUACCUGGCCUGGCAGGCCGGCCUGGACCAGUGCGACCCGGGCUGGCUGGCCGACGGGAGCGUGCGCUACCCUAUCAACGUCCCACGGAAGAACUGCGGUGGGGACGAACCAGGCGUGCGCACGGUCUACAGCAACCCCAAUCGGACCGGCUUCCCCGACACCACGGCCAUGUUUGAUGCUUACUGCUACCGAGCCCAGCAGGCUGCAGAUGUCCACACCUCAGAGGCCCUCGCUUUACUCCACCCCUCCAUCCCAGCUCCACAGGCUGACUCCUCACUCAGUGACACCCAACAGGGCGCCCCAUUUCCCGAGACCCCUGCUUGGACCGCCCUGGCAGACCCGAACGAAGCGGCCAUGAGCAACUCCUCUGACAUUUCCGACGAGCACGUGGUCAUCCGUUUGAGGCCCGAGCAGGGUUGGGAUGUGCAACAAGAUGACGUCCCGACCAGCGGGUCCCACGGAAAGGACCCCGACGACCCUAAAGACAGCAAUGCGUCGGCAGAGCUGGAGAGUCACGGAGGUUCAGCCCAAGAGGAAGAUCCUUCUUUUGAUACUUUCCCAUCAGUGGCCUCCACCACCGUCAAACCACACACUAGUAAAAGCGUGCUGGCUGACAUUGUCAACACGCUGAUGAAACCCUUCAAGUACUGGGUUGGGACAGGAACCUCCGACAGGAACCAGACUUUCAGCUCCCAAGCUAGUGAAGACAAGGGCGGCAGCGACAACGCCAUCCCGGAGCACGGGAGUGAUGCUUAUCCCUCCAGGCUUCUCCAUGCGAGUGGAUUACAGAGUGCUUUGGAGGGUCUGUCCGAGCAGGAGAAAGAGGAGGGGCCGCUGGUUCCAUUAGUGCCUGCAGUCAAAAGCGCAGGGCAAAUUGAGUCCACUACGCAGAUGGAGGGCAAAUUCACUGAUAAUGGGAUAACUGCACUGGGCCCUGAAGGCAAAACAAGCCCCAGUGAACGGGUCAAGGUUCGAAAAGCAGGUCCGGCGUGGGCCAUCAAGUCAGUAGGGCGCUUCAGAGGAGGCUUUCCCAGACACCGCACUUGGGAACCUCUGGAAGCCAAAUCGGGGCCCCUUGAGAUGAUAACCCUGCCUGACUCCUUUCAACAGGACACAUUGGAAAACUAUUCUGGUGAGGGGAGCGACCACGAUGGAGAUGAGGCACAAACAACUACUGCAACUGGGACAGAUAAAAAAAAGGAGGUAGAGGGGAGCAGUGAGGGUAACAGUUUAACUGGCAACUUUGUUAAUACUGUUCCCAGCAGGAAUGUCAAGCUCAGUCCAGAAUCUGAGUCUUCAUUACACCAAAGCCAGAGUGAACUUGUCACAGUGGUUGAACACACUACUUUGUCCCGGUGGCAGCUCGUGGCGCAACCAACCACCACCACCUCGCCUCAAACGGCCGAGGAGGCCAGGGGAGAGAUCAUCUAUGUCCACCGGCCGACUGAAUACCUCUCUUCUGCUUUUUCUUCUUCUUCUUUGUCACAAAGUGGAGAUAAUGGUUCUAGUUGGGGCUUCACUCCUGUUCUUAAGAAGCAAAGGAAAGGUGCGGGUAGAAACCCUGGUCGUGGUGCAGCCAAGGUGGUCACUUCCACACCAGAGUCCUUGAGGGAUUUACUGACCACCACUGAGAUCACAAGGGCACAGGUUCUGACAACAAGAGACACUCCAAUCACAGAUCCUGAAACCACAGCAGCCACCAUUGAACUUUCCUCCAAAAGCUCCUCUGCACAGGAACCAUCCAUUUCUAUCUCAUGGAUGGAGACGACUACGAGCAACUUGGAGGGAAACUUUUCUAUGGAAUCAUCGACGACAACCGCCAGCCAGUUGGCAAGUGUUGGGUCAGACACAAAGGACACCUUUACAGAAAUGGAGUCCAGAUUGGCAGUGUCUGAGUCCUUUGUGUUUGGAAGUCGUUGGACACCUUCCAAGGGCUACAAGCCGAAGUCAGAGGAACACAAGUCUCCAGUGGUGACGGACAGCAAAGGCAUGAGAAACCCUUUUGGCAUCUUGGUACCCAACUGGGCUUUUGGAUUCAUCCCACCAGUGGAAAACAACCCUUGCCAGACCAACCCGUGCCUCCACGGAGGGAGCUGCUUGCAGGAGGGCGAUGGCUAUAGCUGCUACUGCCCGCAGGGUUUCUCCGGGGAGAGCUGCGAAAUCGACAUCGAUGACUGCCAGUCGAACCCCUGCCGCAAUGGAGGAACUUGCAUCGAUGAGAUAAACUCCUUUGUGUGUCUGUGUCUGCCCAGCUACAGCGGCGCCACGUGCGAGAAAGACACGGAAGGCUGUGAGCAUGCAUGGCGGAAGUUCCACGGCCACUGCUACCGCUACUUCAGCCGCCGGCACACAUGGGAGGACGCUGAGAAAGACUGCAGGGAGCACAGCGGCCACCUGGCCAGCAUCCACAGCGCGGCCGAACAGAACUUCAUGGGAGGUAUCAGUCACGACAACACCUGGAUUGGCUUAAAUGAUCGCACGGUGGAGGAUGACUUUCAGUGGACUGACAAGAUGGACCUGCAAUACGAAAACUGGCGCUCGAACCAGCCCGACAACUUCUUCGCAGGCGGUGAGGACUGCGUGGUGAUGAUUGCACACGAGAACGGCAAAUGGAACGACGUGCCGUGCAACUACAACCUGCCCUACGUCUGCAAGAAGGGAACAGUGUUAUGCGGAGCCCCUCCUCACGUGGAUAACGCCUUCGUGGUUGGCCGGAAGCGCUCUCACUACGACAUUCACUCCACCGUGCGCUACCAGUGCGCCGACGGCUUCCAGCAGCGCCACGUACCGACAGCCAAGUGUCGCGCCAACGGCAAGUGGGACGAGCCAAAAAUCAUCUGCAUAAAAUCAAACCGACGGGCCCACCGGUACCGGCGCCACCACCACCACAACCACCACCACAAGGGCAGACGGGAGCGCAGGAAGCACAAGCGGCACGGUCACCGAGACGGCGGCCACCGCGACGCCCAACAGGGCCUUAAGCAAGGCCCCUUCUGAACCAAAAGAGCGAAAAACCCAACAUUAUCCCUUCUUCUUCUCCUCCUCCUCUCAUUCCUUCAUUCCUCUUUCCUCUCUUUAUUUCUCACCCCCCUCCCUCAGGUCCCUCCGGCCCCCUCCUACACUUUGGAGUCCCCCUGUAACAUAGGCAAUUCUGGGACAAUAGCUGGGACGAUAGCCGAUCCCUUUGCAUCCCUUUUUAUGUUUUUUUUUUUCCUC